Oryzias latipes (Japanese medaka) is the source of this 4336-nucleotide messenger RNA. It is a transcript of the gene uba1, whose product is annotated as ubiquitin-like modifier activating enzyme 1. Gene Ontology annotation, molecular function: ubiquitin activating enzyme activity. The record is from RefSeq and is a predicted model, not a curated record. Lineage: Eukaryota; Metazoa; Chordata; Actinopteri; Beloniformes; Adrianichthyidae. Gene Ontology annotation, cellular component: cytoplasm; nucleus. Gene Ontology annotation, biological process: protein ubiquitination; DNA damage response; ubiquitin-dependent protein catabolic process.
UUUCGCCCCAUCUGCCAUUUUGGUUUUGUUCCCGUCUGCAGUCGCAAAGCCAGCAGCGCAGUUACACGAGACUCUUCUCAACGACAUAGUGACUCGACAGUAUAGCACUGACAGCCCUAACCCCGCACCCCCGUUUCAUUUGUUUCUACGAACCGUCGAAUUAGUCCAUCGUUGUGAACGCCGACAUCUGUGGACUGCGGGAGAGGAGCGGGUUUGCUUAGGGAAGGCACCGAGAAGGAUUAUUGAUGUCCAGCUCGCCGCUGUCCAAGAAGCGCCGCUUGUCAGGAACAGAGACGAAGACGGGAUCCCACUGCUCCUCCUCUAACUCUGUCAGAACAGAUCUGUCCCACACACCUGCCAACGGCAUGGCUAAGAAUGGCAAUGAUGCUGAGAUUGAUGAAGGCCUGUACUCCAGACAACUCUAUGUUUUGGGCCAUGAAGCAAUGAAGCGCAUGCAGAACUCCAAUGUCCUCAUUUCUGGCAUGAGAGGUCUUGGUGUUGAGGUUGCUAAAAAUGUCAUCCUGGGAGGAGUAAGAAGUGUCACUGUGCACGACCAAGGAGUUGCAGAAUGGAGAGACCUUUCUUCUCAGUUUUACCUCCGGGAGGAGGAUUUGGGUAAGAACAGGGCCGAGAUGAGCCAGCUCCGCUUGGCUGAACUGAACAACUAUGUUCCCGUGACGGCCUAUACCGGAGCGCUGACCGAGGACUACCUGACCAAGUUCCAGGUGGUAGUUCUUACUAACUCAACUCUUGAUGAGCAAAAACAUUUUGGAGAUUUCUGCCACAGUAAAGGAAUCAAGAUCAUAAUUGCAGACACACGUGGGCUCUUUGGUCAACUUUUCUGUGACUUUGGAGAGGAAAUGGUUGUGUAUGACUCCAAUGGAGAGCAGCCUCUUAGUGCCAUGAUUUCCAUGAUCACCAAGGAUACUGCAGGAGUUGUUACGUGUCUGGAUGAGGCUCGUCAUGGCUUUGAGAGUGGUGAUUACGUCACCUUCACAGAGGUUCAGGGCAUGGUAGAACUCAACGGCUGUCAGCCAGUGGAAAUUAAAGUUCUAGGUCCAUACACAUUCAGCAUCUGUGACACCACUGGCUUUUCAGACUAUGUUAGAGGAGGGAUAGUUUCUCAGGUUAAGAUGCCCAAGAAGAUUGGAUUUAAAUCCAUGUCCUCCUCCAUGGCUGAGCCGGAGUUUGUGUUGACGGAUUUUGCUAAGUUUGAUCGUCCAGGACAGCUGCAUGUGGGCUUCCAGGCUAUUCACACCUUCCAGAAAAAGCACAACCGGCUUCCUGCACCUUGGAACAGGGCUGAUGGGGAUGAGCUGCUUAAUUUGGCCAAAGAGGUGAACUCUGCUCAGACAGGUUCUGCCAAAGUGGAGGAGCUGGACGAAGAUCUUAUCAAAAAGGUUUCGUUUCUGGCUGCGGGGGAUCUUUCUCCUAUCAAUGCCUUCAUUGGGGGUGUGGCUGCACAAGAAGUGAUGAAGGCGUGCACAGGGAAAUUCAUGCCUAUAAUGCAGUGGCUGUACUUUGACGCGCUGGAGUGCCUGUCAGAAGAUGCUGGAGUCCAGCUCACAGAGGAAGAGUGUGCUCCUAGGAACUCUCGGUAUGAUGGGCAGAUCGCAGUGUUUGGUACCAAACUACAAGACCUGCUUGCCAGGCAGCGCUACUUCCUGGUUGGAGCUGGCGCCAUCGGCUGUGAGCUGUUAAAAAACUUUGCUAUGAUAGGACUGGCAAGUGGAGAGGGUGAGGUCAUUGUGACCGACAUGGACACCAUUGAAAAAUCUAACCUCAACAGACAGUUUUUGUUCAGACCUUCUGAUGUCACGAAAAUGAAGAGUGACACAGCUGCUGCAGCAGUGAAACAGAUGAACCCCUCCAUCAGGAUCACAGGCCAUCAAAACAGAGUGGGCCCUGAAACGGAGAGAGUUUAUGAUGAUGACUUCUUUGAAAGCCUAGAUGGAGUUGCCAAUGCUUUGGAUAACGUUGAUGCACGUAUGUACAUGGACCGGCGUUGUGUUUACUACCGUAAACCCCUACUGGAGUCCGGUACCUUAGGUACCAAAGGCAAUGUCCAGGUUGUGAUCCCCUUCCUCACAGAAUCGUACAGCUCCAGUCAAGACCCACCUGAGAAGUCUAUCCCCAUCUGUACCCUCAAGAACUUCCCAAAUGCAAUCGAACACACAUUGCAGUGGGCUCGUGAUGAGUUUGAGGGACUGUUCAAGCAGCCACCAGAGAACGCCAUGCAGUAUCUCACAGAUCCUAAGUUCAUGGAGCGUACACUGAAGCUUCCUGGGGCUCAGCCACUGGAAGUACUGGAUGCAGUUUACAAGUGCGUUGUCACAGACUGUCCACACAGCUGGGCUGACUGCGUAGCUUGGGCGCGCAACCACUGGCAGUGCCAGUACAGCAACAACAUCCGUCAGCUAUUGCACAACUUCCCCCCUGAUCAGCUCACCAGCUCAGGUGCACCUUUCUGGUCUGGCCCAAAGAGGUGUCCUCAUCCCCUAGAAUUCAGCACUAGCAAUGACUUGCACAUGGAUUAUGUUUUGGCAGCUGCUAACCUGUUUGCGCAGAUGUAUGGUCUGCCAGGUAGCACCGACCGUGCAGGACUGGUCAAGAUUUUGCAAGAGGUCAAGGUGCCCACUUUUACCCCCCGUUCUGGGGUUAAAAUUCACGUCUCAGACCAGGAGCUGCAAUCGAGCAACUCUUCUGUUGAUGACUCUAAACUGGAAGAACUAAAAACCAAAUUGCCGUCACCAGAGUCUUUCCAGUUCAAAUUAAACCCCAUCGAGUUUGAAAAGGAUGAUGACACCAACUUCCACAUGGACUUUAUUGUGGCCGCAUCCAACCUUAGAGCAGAGAACUAUGACAUUCCGCCUGCAGACAGACACAAGAGCAAACUGAUUGCCGGCAAGAUCAUUCCUGCCAUUGCCACCACCACCGCUGCAGUUGUUGGCCUGGUCUGCCUGGAGCUCAUCAAGGUCGUGCAAGGACACAAGAAGCUUGAGACGUACAAGAAUGGUUUCAUGAACUUAGCCCUGCCUUUCUUUGCCUACUCUGAGCCCAUUGCUGCUCCAAAACAUAAGUACUAUGAAACUGAAUGGAGUCUGUGGGAUCGCUUUGAAGUAACAGGAAUGCAGGCCAACGGUGAAGAGAUGACACUCCGCCAGUUUCUGGAUUACUUUAAAAACGAGCAUCAGCUGGAGAUCACCAUGCUUUCUCAGGGAGUGUCCAUGCUCUAUUCAUUUUUCAUGCCCGCUGCCAAGCUUAAAGAGAGGCUUGACCUACCGAUGACUGAGAUUGUGACCAAGGUGUCCAAAAAGAAGCUGGGCAAGCACGUUAAAGCUCUGGUGUUCGAGCUCUGCUGUAACGAUACUUCAGAUGAAGAUGUGGAAGUGCCCUACGUCAGAUACACCAUUCGCUGAGCCUCACCCGGAGACCACCCACAGGAGGGUGGUAGUUGCUAGGGGGGGAUGCAAGGAAUGGGGGUGUUCUUAGUGGGGAAAUAGUGGUGUGACAAAGGGUGGGUGGAUUGAUCCAGAUCGGCUCUAUUGGAUCAAUUGGUUUCCUUUUUUAGGCCCGUGGUUUGUUUAAACCUGUGCCUGACUGUACAUAGCCCCAGUAAGCUGACAGAAGGAUACCUGUCUGUGUGUUACAGUUCCACUCUGUGCUUGACUGUGGGAAGAGGAGAUUUGUUGGAGAGAGGGAGGGAGCAUGUAAAUUGGACAUCCUAAUGUUUUUCUGUAGUAGAACCUUUAAACUUCAAAAGCCUCGGUGCCCUCAUUGCAAAGCCCAACUAGUCUGUAUGUACAAUAACACCUAACUAUCAUUCUGAAGCAGAGCUUUCAAACACACCCUGCUUGCUCUCCUCUCUUCUGGAGCCCAUUUCUAAUAGAUCUGUCCCCUCAUACUGUUACUUUUUAAUACAUGAUUUUUUUUUUUUAAAUCAAGGCUAUUCAACAACGUAAAAACCCAAUUCUCCCUUUAUUUUUUGUUCCUCAACUGGAAAUGGAAUUACAGCAUCAAACUGAUGAAUUUCCUUCCCUUCCUUCACUUUGAAGCACCCUCAAAGCCUCGUUUCAGCACUCUGGCUUUCUUCAGGCUGCUGCACACCACAAUAGUUUUCUCUUGAUGCUCUCCAUGUCAUGUGUUUUGUUCCAUUUUAUUUUAUUUUCUGGGAGGGGGGGGUGUUUGGAAGGAGUUUUGGCACACAGUUGGUAGAUCAUCAAACUGUCUUUCUACUUUGUUAACUCCAAAAUUAAUUAAAUCUAAGAGCGAAGCGUUGAGAUGUAUCUUGAAUGGGAGCACUUAGUGUUAUAGUGAAUAAACAUGGAAAAACUCG